Messenger RNA from Drosophila elegans, 674 nucleotides. RefSeq names its product general odorant-binding protein 57e (gene Obp57e). Gene Ontology annotation, molecular function: odorant binding. Bases 237 to 641 code for a protein of 134 amino acids. The transcript has 2 exons. The record is from RefSeq and is a predicted model, not a curated record. NCBI's taxonomy places the organism in Eukaryota, Metazoa, Arthropoda, Insecta, Diptera, Drosophilidae.
UAAUAAAUUUAAACUUAUAAAUAAACUCUUGUAAAUAACAACAAAUUUACGCCGCGCUUUUACUCUGCCUCCCAUAUCAAUUUUUAAUUACGAAUCUUUAGAUUUAAUGAAUUGUUAACCGCACAAUGAGUUGCGAUAAAAAAAAUAUGAAUAGCCAUUGUAAAAACAUUUAAUUGUUUUCAAUAAUAUUGUUAUAAGUAAAACCAAUUGAAAGUUUCUCCUUUAAUUCGAAAAGUAUGCUGAACCGACAAGUACUACACCUGUUACUAAUUUUUCUCUGUGCAAGAGUAGAUGGUAAUUCGGCAGUUUUUAAUCCGUGCAUAAGCAGACCACAGUUGACAGAAGAUGAAGCUUCCCAAGUGCUGGAAAACUGGACAAAGAAUGUGACUUUGGUGGAUCGUACUUUCAAGUGCUUGCUCACAUGCUUGCUGAUGGAUUUGGACCUGGUUAGUAGCUCAGGGCAGGUGCAGAUCGAUAAGUAUCUGAAGGCCGGAGUUGUGGACUGGAAAUAUUGGGCAAUCGAAUUGGUCACGUGUCGCGCAGAAUUCGAGGACGAGAAGGAUGUGUGUGAACUCUCAUAUGGAAUGUUCAACUGUUUCAGGGAGGUAAAACUAGAGUUUGACAAGAGGGCUUCUAAAUAAUUAAAGAACAUAAUUUGAUAAAAUCAAACGUAA